AUGGGAAAUGUUGACGAAAAGGAGAAAUCCAAAUUCGGACGACACAGGCGCAAGUCAAAGUCGGCAAAGGUUGAAGUCAAGCAAGAGCUUGGUAUUAAGGAAGAACCCACCAACGACGGUGACGAUGUCAUAAACAUACCACGGCCGAGCGUUGAUGGAAGAUAUCGUGCGAAUUAUGAAGGACCGAUCGACUUUGGCUAUGACUUCGAUGAAGUAAAGGAUGACGCAAUCGAUGUGCAACAACCGCAACCAGUCGACAGGAAGAAACAGAUUGGAGGCGCUAAAAGACGAAACAAACGAACGAAUCCCAGGAAUCAGGCGGCCAAAAAGCAAAAGAAGCACAAAUGCCAUGUUUGCGAUCACUUGGAAAUGAACCCAUUCAAAGGUGUUUCUGGUGGACGCAGCAAGCGCAAAUUACAGUCGGCAAAGGUUGAAGUCAAGCAAGAGCCUGGUAUUAAGGAAGAGCCAAAUGGUGAUGAUGACGUCAUGAAUAUACCAAGGCCGAGAGUUGAUGGAAGAUAUCGUGCGAAUUACGAGAGGCCGGUCGACUUUGGCUUUGACUUCGAUGAAGUAAAGGAUGAAGUCAAAUGUGAAGAAGAAGAGACGGACAAAGAAAAGGACUCGACACCAUGUGAACGAUCAAAUGAGAGCACUGUCGACAACGGUAACAACGAAGAUCCUAUGGGUCACGCAAUCGAUGUUCAACCACCGCAACCAGUCGACAUCGGAAGGAAUCGGAAUGGAAGCUCCAAAAGACGAAACAAACGAUCGAUACCCAGGAAUCAAGCGGCCAAAAAGCAAAAGAAGCACAAAUGCCAUGUGUGCAAUUAUUUGGCAAGAGACAAGUCUAACCUCAAAGUACACUUGCGAACUCACACUGGAGAAAAGCCGUAUCAGUGUGAUGUUUGUUCGAAGUCCUUUGCACAUAAACAUAAUUUGGUUCGUCAUAAGAAAACGCAUGGCCAAUUUCGUUGCUCAAAAUGUAAUCAAGGAUUUGAACAAGAAUCAGCCAAGAUCGAUCAUGAAAGACUAUGCGAUCCUCAGAUAGUCCGCCCAUCUGUAGUGUGCUCCGAAAUGAAACCAUUCAAAAGUGUUUCUGGUGGAGGCAGAAAGCGCAAGUCCAAGUCGACAAAGGUUGAAUGGAAGCAAGAGCCUGGUAUUAAGGAAGAGCCCAACAAUGGUGACGAUGUCAUGGAUAUACCUCGGCCGAGAGUUGAUGGAAGAUAUCGUGCGAAUUGCGAAGGACCGUUCGACUUUGGCUAUGACUUCGAUGAGGUAAAGGAUGAAAUAAAAUGCGAAGAAGAAGAAACGGGCAAAGGAAAUCACUCGACUCCAUGUGAACGAUUGAAUGAUGGCGCGGCCAACGAUGAUGACAACGAACUAUUCAUGGCGAUUCCCAGGAAUCAAGCGGCCAAAAAGCAAAAGAAGCACAAAUGCCAUGUGUGCAAUCAUUUGACACCUUGCAAGUCUCACCUCAUAAUACACUUGCGAACUCACACUGGAGAAAAGCCGUAUCAGUGUGAUGUUUGUUCGAAGUCCUUUGCACGAAAAGGCCAUCUGAACUGUCAUAAGAAAACGCAUGGUUUAAAGCAUCAAUUCCGUUGUUCGAAAUGCAAUCGGGGAUUUGAGCAAGAAUCAGCCAAGAUCGAUCAUGAAAAACUAUGUAACCCUCUUCUACUCGAAUGCGAUAUUUGCGGACAUCACACUGCGUUCAAACUAAAUCAGCAUUUGUCAAUAGCACACAGCGACCAUUUCCCAUUCCAAUGCUCUAAGUGCUUUGGAGGAUACGCAACCAAAAACGAAAAAGAGGUCCAUGAAGACAGCUGUGGCUACCGUCAGUAUCAAUGCCAUUUGUGCAAAGAGCAUUGUCGAUCCACACAAAUGUUGAAGAUUCACAUGCGAAAAGAUCACACCGGAGAGCGGAUUCAAUGCAAAGUGUCUGCAGCAAGCUUUGUCACUAAAGGUAGUGCCGAUCGACACAUUAAAACAGUUCACCACUUGAAGGAGAAAUAA
Molecule: messenger RNA, 2013 nt
Organism: Sitodiplosis mosellana (orange wheat blossom midge)
Lineage: Eukaryota; Metazoa; Arthropoda; Insecta; Diptera; Cecidomyiidae
Product: zinc finger imprinted 3-like
Exons: 6
Coding region: 1-2013 (670 amino acids)
Source: RefSeq, a predicted model, not a curated record